Messenger RNA from Oreochromis niloticus (Nile tilapia), 1376 nucleotides. RefSeq names its product poly(U)-specific endoribonuclease-like. The record is from RefSeq and is a predicted model, not a curated record. Gene Ontology annotation, molecular function: RNA endonuclease activity; scavenger receptor activity; polysaccharide binding. Gene Ontology annotation, biological process: immune response. NCBI's taxonomy places the organism in Eukaryota, Metazoa, Chordata, Actinopteri, Cichliformes, Cichlidae.
CUCUGAUGGUAGUUGGGCAAAAACCACACCCCACUUUGAUAUAAAGGAAAGGCCAUAGCAGUCAGUUCACCUAGAUAUCAGGCUGCUGCUAAGCCAAGAUGAAGGUCCUUGCUGUCCUUGUACUCUGUGUGACCCUGGGUUUCAGCAAUACGCUGGACUCGUGUCAGGGACGAUGUGGUUAUGGAACAGACAGCAAUUACUCGUGCCAGUGCAACCCAGCGUGUGAGCGCUACAAUGACUGCUGCUCAGACUACGCUGCAAUAUGUAAAGCUUCCACAUCUUGUAAGGGCAGGUGUGGUGAGAGUUACAACUCUCAGAACGAGUGUCACUGUAACUCCCUGUCCCAGUACAACAACUGCUGCAGCGACUACAACGAACUCUGUUACACAGAUGUGGGUGGUGCGGUAACUGAUGCAGAGAUCAAGUCUAUCUCUGAGAGACUUUAUUCUCUGGACUCAAACAAGGCUUCAGCCUCAGUCUUGGUCAUUGACCCUCAGGCUCUGGUGGCCAGCUCUCAGACCAGCUCUGAGACAGAUCGCUCUUCGAAGCCCUUGUUCAGCUUCCUGAACGAGAAUGUUCUCUUUUCCAAGCCCACCUACGCUGCUCUGCUGUCUGUGCUGGACAACUACAACAGGAUGACUGGACAGGCGGAGAACUUCAGCUCUCAGCAGCUGGCUGAGCAGGACAAAUUUGUCAGGGAAACCAUGUCCAACACUCAGGUGGGACGGGAGCUGUUUGCUUUUCUCUACAACAAGGGCAUUUACAAAUCAGAAGAAGACUUCAUUCAGGACCUGAAGAUGAUGUGGUUUGGUCUGUACUCUCGCAACAACAACCAGCUGGACUCCAGCGGCUUUGAGCACAUCUUUGCAGGAGAGAUCAAGGGAGGAAAGGUCUCCGGUUUCCACAACUGGAUCCGGUUUUAUCUUCUUGAAAAAAGUGGAAAGCUAAACUACUACAGCCACAGCUUCAAUGGGCCUUGGACUACAUUCCCUGAUGUCUUGGGGAUGCAGUUCAUGUGGGACGGCUACUACAAGCAGGUUGGCUCUGCGGUCAUUGGCUGCAGCCCAGAAUUUGACUUUGCCAUUUACAGCCUCUGCUACAUCACUCGUCCUGGAAAACAGUGUCAUCUGAGCGUGGGAGGGAGCACGCUCAUUAUUCAGACUUACACCUGGGAUAAUUCCUUCUACGGAGAUGGGAAGAAGUUCAUUGGCUCGGCCUAUCCCGCAACCCCUUAGGGAGUGAAACUUCCCCCUAAACAAUAAGCAAACUGCGGCGCUGCCUGCAAGUGUUUCAUUACACUCAUUAUAUAAUUGUUUUGAAAUCAUUUUCCCAACAGUAGCACUUAAAUUCAAGUCCCCAAAUGAGAAGAUGUAAUG